CCGUGCUGCCGGACCGGCGUGCUGCCAUGUUUCUUUCUGUCCUGCGCUUUACUAAACGACGCUACGAGAGAUCUGCCGCCGCUCACGCUUGCUCUCUUUUGCGAUUUUCGUAAACUGUGCUUCCUUUCUGUGCUGCGUGAGUGCCUACAGCCAAGGGCGCACAACAUGCCCUCGUUCUGUGCAGCAUUCGGCUGCGCGAACACAGGCGUGCGAGACGAUGUGGUGUUUCACAUGUUCCCGAAGGACAAGAAGCUUGCAGCGCAGUGGGUCCGUGCGGUGAGGAGAGAUAAUUUCGUGCCGACGAAAUCAACUGUGCUGUGCUCGGACCAUUUCCGCUACAGUGAUUAUCAUCGGAGCUUGACAACGAUGCAGGCAAUCGGUUUUCCAGUUAAAUCGGCGCGACUGAAGCCUGGCGUUGUUCCGUCCAUAUUCUCCCACAAGAGAAACACCUCGCCACCUCCAAGGGCGGCCUUCGCCAAGAGGAGAAAGGGUGAGGUACUAGCAGAGCUCCUUGAGAACCAAGCCCCUGAUGAACCUGUUCCACUACCAUCACCAAUAGAAGAUUUGGAAGCAGCCAGUGUGACACAGGCAGGUGUCCAGGUUGGCAACUUCAUGGUAGAUGUUGCUACUCGGGUGAUGAAUGUGGCAGAGCCAUGUUGUGAGAGUGACAGCCUAAGUGACAGUGAACCUGCUUCUGAUUUCGACGACGAUUACAGUCCUGACAAUCCUGACAGUCGUCAUUUAUUUACCUCUGUAAAAUGCCUCUAAUUUGAGACAUCUCUUCCAGGUACUAUCUGUAAUCAGACAGUAAAGACGAAAUAUCAAGAAAUAUUAGUAGCUUUGUGGGCACCUACCAAAGCUGAAUGAUGCUUACUGGUAUGUUGUUUCAAGCUGCAAUUUUACUAGACAAUUUACGCUGAGUUUAGCAAAUGCUCCAUAUUGAUGUUUGCAUAGUAACAAUGUUAUUCGGAGGCGUAAAGAAGAUCAAGAGGUAGAAUGUAACCAGAAACCAUCGCAUUACACUGAUAACAUGAAUCAUAUACUAAACAGCUAGCCUUUGAUUGGCGAAUAAUGAAAACCGGGCUUGUCUUUUGUCUCUUCAUAAUCCUCGGCUAUCGUACGGGCAUGUAUCAGAACGUAUGCAAUUAAUAAAGGGAAAUUGAGA
Dermacentor andersoni is the source of this 1165-nucleotide messenger RNA. RefSeq names its product THAP domain-containing protein 1-like. The record is from RefSeq and is a predicted model, not a curated record. NCBI's taxonomy places the organism in Eukaryota, Metazoa, Arthropoda, Arachnida, Ixodida, Ixodidae.